Molecule: messenger RNA, 2119 nt
Organism: Melanotaenia boesemani (Boeseman's rainbowfish)
Lineage: Eukaryota; Metazoa; Chordata; Actinopteri; Atheriniformes; Melanotaeniidae
Exons: 3
Coding region: 407-1984 (525 amino acids)
Source: RefSeq, a predicted model, not a curated record
UCAAAGUCUUUGUUGAGAAAGUGAACAGUAAAGCUCAUAUACGGUUCAGUGGUACGACUGGACCAUAGGUCCGUGGUGCUGGCGAAAAAGUCCACUUGGUGCAGCUCAGCCUUUACAGUCGCAACACAUGCCUCGUACAUCUGUGGAAUGGCGACUUGGGAGAAGUAGUUUCGCGACGGCACCUGGUAUCUCCGGUCCACUUCCUUCAUUAGAUCCAAAAAGCCCUCUUUGUCCACGGUAUAGGACUGAUCACGAAUGACGUCAAAAUGCUAUUUUUAGAACAGCGUACUGCGCAGGCGCCGCCGCCAUAUUGGAUUCGGACAAACAACCUGUAGAGCGUGUAUACUGUGUUUGUACGAGCAAAGUUGCAUUCCGAAUAUCCGAAUAUUUCUUUAACAAAACCAUUAUGGUAACAACUAAACACUGCUGCUUCGGUGUCUGCCGAAGUGACUCGCGAUAUAGUGACCGUGAACAUAUGAAGGAAGUUUUUUUCAUUCCAUUUCCAAAGCCCGGAAGAGAACCAGAGAAAUGCCAACGUUGGGUACGAGCUUGUAAACGGGAGAGAUUCACUGAGAAAAAUGUGACAAAGGAUACAUACAUUUGCUCUCUGCAUUUCCUCGGUGGAAAAGGGCCAACAAUUGAUGAUCCAGACCCAAUACCAGCAACAACAACAUCUGGACAGGUGGAGAAAAUAGCCCGCAAAAGGAAAGCUCCUACCCAAAGAAAUGAGGCUGUUUCUGAAGCAAAGAGAAAGAGGAAAAGAUUGACCCACAACAACACUCCAUCGUCAAGCACACCGAGUAGCCACGAGACAGAACAUGAAUCGACUGAUCUUCACAUAAAUGAUGAUACCACAGCUGCAACAGCCCUUCUGGACCUUUCUUCAGUUUCAGAUCUUUCAGCUGAAAUCAUCACGGAUAGCUUUGAUAAGAUGGACCAAUCCUGUCAGACCGAUGCUACAUGUGAUGAACUGAUUAAGUUAAAACUGGAAAACAAGAUUCAAAAAGAUGAACUCUCAAAGUGCAGAGAGCAAGAUGUAAAUGCACAGCAGAAAAGCACUUUUUCUGUUGAUGAUGUCAGAAAUGAUGACAAGCAGGCAAAAUUCUACACUGGUCUGACAUGGCUUCAGUUCAUGGCUCUCUGGAAUUUCCUUGGACCCUCUACAGAUAAGUUAACAUAUCACAAAAGCACAUUAAGGUCAGAAAUAUCUCCAAGUAAAAGGCCAGGUGUCAAAAGAAAACUGGAUCCCAUUAAUGAACUAUUUCUUACCCUAAUAAGACUGAGAACUGGCUUACUUCAUCAGGAUUUGGCAUUUAGAUUUGGAGUUUCUGUUAGUUUAGUCUCAAAAAUAGUCACCACUUGGAUUCAGUUUAUGUAUCUUGAGUUUUCCACAUUGAGAAAACAAAUGUUUGCAUCUCGAGAAAUUGUUGCCAGAAAUCUCCCUUCGUGUUUUAAGAGAUUCAAAGGGAUUAGAACCAUUAUUGAUUGUACUGAAUUUUUUGUUGAACAAGCCUCUAAUUUUGAGCAACAGGGUAAUCUGUACUCAUCGUACAAAAGUCAUGGGACAUAUAAAGUUUUAGUAGGUGUGUCCCCCACUGGCGCUGUUAUGUUUGUAUCUGAUGCAUACGAAGGGUCGAUCUCUGAUGUUGAAAUUGUAAAGCAAAGUGGAUUUCUUGAUAAUCUUGAAGCUGGGGAUCUUGUUCUAGCUGAUCGGGGUUUCACAAUAAGGGAAAUUUUAGCAGAAAGGGGGGUUCACCUUAACAUCCCACCAUUUUUGAGUGGGAGAAAACGGCUCACGCCAGAGGAAGAAAUUUACACUAAAAAGAUAGCAAGAGUAAGAAUCCAUGUUGAAAGAUGCAUCGAGAGAAUAAAAAAAUUUAGAUUGCUCAGUAAAGUUGUACCCCUGUCACUGCAGCCUGUAUUUUCACAAAUGGUUUUUGUUGCUGCCUGCUUAGUCAACUUUCAAGAACCACUUGUAACGUAACAGGAAAGAUGUUGAACGUGAGGUAGCAGUGAAGUUCUUGAAUUAAUUCAUACAUGAGCUGUUGAAUUAACUACUCUGUCAUGAAGUAAUUAAUUGUAAUAGAAAUGAAGUUCAAAUAAAAACAUUUCAGAUGCA